AUGCGGAUAAGUUACACCACAUGUGAAAGAGAAUGGAAAAGAUGUUACACUGAAUGUUUAAGUUUGAUUUGCUGUAGUUCUGGUUGUUUGGCUAAUAUGAAUGCUCGGAGCAGCACCGAUAUUUCUGAUCGUCGAAAUUAUGGAAGGUUCGCUUAUGAGAGAAAUAGAAAUUUACUUGAACGUAAUUUGCAUAUUCAAGGCAGCAAAAUUGUAAAUCAUGAUAUUUUACUUUUUGGGAUAAAUAUCGAUAUGCUAGAAUAUAGUCGGAAUUUAAGACGAAAGUCUGAUACAGAUAUGGAAGCACAUAGAUUUUCAUUUGCAUUUGGUGAAAAAUUUCAUGAAAGACAUAUAUGUGUCUUGUAG
Messenger RNA from Brugia pahangi, 363 nucleotides. The record is from the annotation of a GenBank genome assembly. Lineage: Eukaryota; Metazoa; Nematoda; Chromadorea; Rhabditida; Onchocercidae.